AUGUCUCUACAACAAGAGGCUGGGCUCCCGCAAAACGUUGCAGGAGCCCAAAGAGCAGACCAGCCACAUUCAAAGAGUACCCCUCCAAGGAGAAAGAGUGUCUUCUGGGUGAGCAAUAUUCAUUGCGCCUCAUGUGUGGCAUAUAUCACCGAGAUCCUCUUUGAGGUCCCUUCUGUGGAGGAUGUUCACGUAUCGAUUAUGACACACGAAGUCCGAGUAUCUCAUGGGAGUAGAGCUCAGCCUACGGUGCUGGUUGAUGCUCUCGUUGAUGCUGCGUUUGAGGUGCAUCAUGUCACCACUUAUGAUGAGGAAGGGUCCAUCUUGGCCGAGAUGGAUACUGGCCUUUGGGCUCAGGGCGGCUCGGGAUCAUUCCAUCACCAAGAACUGUACCCUGGACUUUCCUCAAAUGCCAAAGAUCAUGCCCAUGGUGCUUGGAACGCACGGCACAUUGCCAAUUGCGAUUCUUGCAAAAAGGAAUCACAGCAGCAUGAAUUCGAGACGACGAACACGAAGGCUAUCAACACCGAUUGGAAAACACCUCCGAGCCCUACUGGCUGGGAACCACAAAAGGAGCGAACGAAGCUGCAAGACUCAGACACCGAGCGGUCCCCAUCAAUCUCAAUAAUCUGCAACUCGCCGUCGAUUGCAACCUCGAAACCUCGUGGUUGCUGUUCCAAAGCUGGUGGUUUGGUCUCGCUCAACAACACUGGCCAAAAUCAAUUGCCUCCCCCAGUAAGCUUGGACGAAUAUAAUGCUAGAAUCAGUAUUGGUGGAAUGACCUGCGCAUCGUGCGUCAACAGUGUCACUGCUGCGCUUGAAGAGUUGGCCGGGGUCAAAGAAGUCUCUGUCAAUCUGCUCACAAAUAGUGCGACCCUUGUAUUUGCUGGUCCGCGGGCAUAUGUUGAUACGAUCACCGAACGGAUAGAGGACAUUGGAUUCGAGGCGGUCCUUGAUGAAGUGAAGCAAGUUCCUGGAACUUCCACGUUGCAAGCAGGUCGCAUAGGGCAUGAUGAUACCCGACGCACUGCCGAUAGCCCAUCACCCUCGGGCACUGCGUUGGUGGACCAAGCCCCGAAACGUACGAUCUCAAUUGUGGUUGACGGGAUGUUCUGUCGUCACUGUCCCCAAAAGGUCAUGGACUCCUUGGCUGGCCUUCCAAACAUCAGUGUCAACGAGGCUCCCACUGAGAAAAGACCAGUCGUUGAAAUCACUUACGAGCCUGCCCCGCCAACCUUGACCAUCCGUUCAAUACUCAAAACCAUCAAUGAUGCCCAUCCUGCUUUCAGUGCGAGUAUCUAUCAUCCACCAAGCAUAGAAGAUCGAUCUCGAGCGAUGCAGCUACACGAGCGCCACAGGCUACUCUCCCGCCUACUGUUUGUGUUCGCCGUCGCCAUUCCCACCUUCAUCAUUGGAAUUGUUUUCAUGUCGUUGGUCUCUCCUCAGAAUGCCACUCGAAGAUACCUGGAACAAAAAAUGUGGUCUGGCAGCGUCACGAGAAUCGAGUGGGCUCUUUUUAUCAUGUCAACUCCUGUCAUGGUCUUCGGCACUGAUGUCUUUCAUACCCGUGCGCUGAAAGAAAUCCGCGCAUUGUGGCGUCCAGGGAGCCGAGUUCCAAUUCUCCGCCGUUUCUAUCGGUUCGGAAGCAUGAAUCUCUUGAUAUCAGCCGGAACAUCAGUCGCCUACUUCUCGUCGCUAGCUAUCUUAAUCAUGGAUGCCUUGAGCGGUCACAAAGCAAGUGCACAUGGAACCACCUAUUUUGAUUCCGUGGUCUUUUUGACGCUGUUCAUUCUCAUUGGUCGUUUUCUUGAGGCAUACAGCAAAGCACGAACCGGUGAUGCGGUGGCAUCCUUGGGCAACCUUCGCCCGUCGUUUGCACAGCUGAUCGGGGACGCGGCCACGGAGAGCGAUGCCUCUUCCAAUGCCGCUUCUGACGUGACGAUGAAAAUUGGUGUUGAUCUCCUAGAAAUAGGGGACCGUGUUCUCAUUCCUCACGGCACAUCUCCGCCUUCAGAUGGUGUGGUGAUCGGCGAGGGUAACUUCCAAUUUGAUGAGAGCUCGCUCACAGGAGAGUCUCGCCCAGUCCAGAAGACGCAGGGAGAUGAAGUCUUUUCUGGCUCGGUGAACGUUGGCCAUCCAGUGCAGGUUCGUGUCACAGAGCUAGGCGGGUCUUCCAUGCUUGAUCGAAUUAUUGCAGUUGUCCGCGAGGGCCAGAGCAAACGCGCGCCAUUGGAAAGAGUUGCGGAUGUCUUGACUUCUCACUUCGUGCCAAUCAUCACCCUGAUUGCCAUUCUGACCUUUGUGAUCUGGCUCGCCCUUGGACACACUGGUGUCCUUCCUGGCGAUUAUCUGGACAACACUCGCGGGGGCUGGUCAUUCUGGAGCUUGGAAUUUGCGAUUGCUGUUUUUGUCGUCGCCUGCCCCUGUGGCCUGGCACUGGCCGCACCAACUGCCCUCUUUGUUGGGGGUGGUCUUGCAGCGCAACACGGGAUUCUGGUCAAGGGCGGAGGUGAGGCUUUUCAGGAAGCGAGCCGACUGGAUGCCAUCGUGUUCGACAAAACCGGCACAUUGACUGAAGGAGGAAGCCUCAAGGUCACGGAGCAUGAGUUCCUAACAAAGGACCCGAAAUUGAUGAGUGUCUCAUGGUCACUGGCACGGAGCCUGGAAGAAAGCAGUAAUCACCCUAUUGCGCAGGCGAUUUCUGCCUUCUGUCAAAGCCAAGCCACGUUCAAUAUCUUGUCUUCGGAUAUAGAAGAAAUUCCCGGCCAGGGGCUGAAGGGCUCCUUCACGGUCGACUUUGAGGAAGGUGAAUCAUAUGAAGCCGCUAUUGGGAAUGAGCGGCUGCUUCACAGCAUUCUCCCCCCAGGAGGCGAUACAUACUUCGUCUCUGGUCUCCUGUCAAAGUUUCAAACAAGUGGUAAAUCCACUGCGGUCCUGUCCAUUCGUUGCAAAUCCUCCGAGACAUCUCCCUUUAUUCCAGCGGUCGUCUUCGCGACAUCCGAUACAGUUCGUCCCGAGGCUGUCGACGUCAUCUCUCAACUUCAGAGCAGGGAUAUCAAGGUCUUCAUGUGCACAGGCGAUAACCAGAAGACUGCCCAUGCUGUCGCCGAAAUGUUGGGAAUUCCCCGCUCAAAUGUUAUGGCUGACGUGCUGCCUGCAGAAAAGGCAAGCUUUGUACAGAAGAUCCAGGCAGGGUCACUCGCCAAUGAGAACCGAAACAGCAUGCCAACUGUAUCAGACAAGGGCGGUUCACGCCCAAUUGUUGCCUUUGUCGGAGACGGUAUCAACGAUUCACCCGCUCUUGCCGCCGCAGAUGUCAGCAUUGCCAUGGCAUCUGGCUCGGACGUUGCCAUCAACUCUGCCAGCUUCAUCUUGUUGAAUUCAGACCUUCGCACAAUUCUGCAACUCGUGGUUCUCAGCCGCCGGGUAUUCAACAGGGUUCGGAUGAACUUUGGAUGGGCCGUGGUUUACAACCUGAUCCUGGUCCCCGUGGCCGCUGGCGUCUUUUAUCCGAUCGUGACUGGUCAUCACCAGAAGACCAUUGGCGGAGAGAUUGUCACUGUGAAUGAACAUUGGAGGUUGAGUCCAGUAUGGGCUGCAUUAGCCAUGGCACUGAGCAGCGUUUCGGUCAUAUCGAGCAGUCUCGCGUUGAGGAUCAGUUGGGAAAGUGUGAGGAAACUUUUCAGGAGGACAUGA
Molecule: messenger RNA, 3693 nt
Organism: Penicillium oxalicum
Lineage: Eukaryota; Fungi; Ascomycota; Eurotiomycetes; Eurotiales; Aspergillaceae
Product: putative copper resistance-associated P-type ATPase
Exons: 1
Coding region: 1-3693 (1230 amino acids)
Biological process (GO): monoatomic cation transport; copper ion homeostasis
Cellular component (GO): membrane
Molecular function (GO): ATP hydrolysis activity; copper ion binding; P-type divalent copper transporter activity
Source: RefSeq, a predicted model, not a curated record